This is a messenger RNA of Pipistrellus nathusii (Nathusius's pipistrelle), 960 nucleotides long. The record is from the annotation of a GenBank genome assembly. NCBI's taxonomy places the organism in Eukaryota, Metazoa, Chordata, Mammalia, Chiroptera, Vespertilionidae.
AUGCUCCUGUUAUCAGUUUUGCUGCUCAUGUCCCAAGCCAGGAGUGCACAUCUCGCAUGCGGCAAAAGACCCAUUUAUGAGGAAAAAUUUCAGCAUUCCAGAAUCAUAGAGGGAAUGGAGGCUGAGGAGGGUGAGUUCCCAUGGAUGGUGAGUAUUCAGGCAGGAAAUCAACAUUUCUGUGGCGGUGCGAUCAUCAACAAUUGGUGGAUUAUCACUGCGGCUCACUGCUUAUCUAAUGAUGAACUAAAUCCCAUGGACUUGAGCAUUGUGCUGGGAACCAACGACUUGCAGAGCCCCUUCCUGGAAGUGAAGGGGGUCACCAGCAUAGUGAUUCACAAGAACUUCGAAAGGUUCACCAUGGACAACGACAUCGCCUUGCUGCUGUUGAACACAGAGAUCAAGUUUAGCGGCCUGAAAGAACCCAUCUGCAUGCCCAGGCAGCCCGGCUCCGCCAAGUGGAACAAAUGCUGGGUGGCAGGAUGGGGGCAGACCAAACCUGAUGAUAAAAACUCUGAAUCCAGUGACCUGAUGAAAGUGCCAAUGGUCAUCAUGGAUCGAAGAGAAUGUACAAAGGUGUUUCCAAAGCUUACCAAAAACAUGCUGUGUGCUGGGUAUGUGAACAAGAGCUACGAUUCCUGCCAGGGUGACAGUGGAGGGCCCCUAGUCUGCACCACAGAAUCCGACAGGAAGUGGUACCAGGUGGGCAUCAUCAGCUGGGGAAGAAGCUGUGGACGGAAGAACAUUCCAGGAAUUUACACCUUGUUAGAUAAUUAUGGCCCCUGGAUCAAGAAGGUGACGGAGGUGGAGGGAAGGUCCUAUGACCCUGAGAAAGUGAGAACUGAGGAGGUGAGAGCUCCUUCCCCAGAGACACAGAUGAGAUCCAAGGCCUCAGAAUUCCCAGAGCCCAGUGGCCCCAGACUCUGGCUCCUGCUCUGCCUUCUGUCCUACAUACUGUUCUAG